GCCAGACCCGCCCCGCCCCGCCCCGCCGUCUCCGCGAACCCAGCCGCGCCUGCCGCCGCCACCAGGUCCAGCGUCCCGCUUUGCUGCCGGGGAGCGAGCCGCUCGUCCCGCGCCCGGAGUCCCAGAUGGCUUCAGUGACUGAUGGUAAAGCCGGAGUCAAGGAUGCCUCUGACCAGAAUUUUGACUACAUGUUCAAACUGCUCAUCAUCGGCAACAGCAGUGUUGGCAAGACCUCCUUUCUCUUCCGCUAUGCUGAUGACACCUUCACUCCAGCCUUUGUCAGCACUGUGGGCAUCGAUUUCAAGGUGAAGACAGUCUACCGCCAUGAGAAGCGAGUGAAGCUGCAGAUCUGGGACACAGCUGGGCAGGAGCGGUACCGGACCAUCACCACAGCCUAUUACCGUGGGGCCAUGGGCUUUAUUCUGAUGUAUGACAUCACCAACGAGGAGUCCUUCAAUGCUGUCCAAGACUGGGCUACUCAGAUCAAGACCUACUCCUGGGACAAUGCACAGGUUAUCCUGGUGGGGAACAAGUGUGACAUGGAGGAAGAAAGGGUUGUUCCCACUGAGAAGGGCCGGCUCCUCGCAGAGCAGCUUGGGUUUGACUUCUUUGAAGCCAGCGCCAAGGAGAACAUCAGCGUGAGGCAGGCCUUCGAGCGCCUGGUGGAUGCCAUUUGUGACAAGAUGUCUGAUUCGCUGGACACGGACCCCUCCAUUCUGGGCUCCUCCAAGAACACCCGUCUCUCUGACACCCCGCCACUGCUGCAACAGAACUGCUCGUGCUAGGCAAGGCCCACCCUCCUGAUCGCCCCUCGUUGUGGCCCCCGCCCCCUCUGCUCCCCCAUUACACCCUGUCCACUCCCAGCCCCAAGCAAGCUGGGUUGCUGCUGUUCUUUGCGUGCAGCCUGGGUGGAAGCAUGUCCCUGGGAUUCUCUGCAGAUGGCCCCACUUCCAGACACUCAGCACUAGACUAACAGCCAGGUCACAAGUGGGUGGAGAUUCACUUUACAAAAGAAGGCUCCAUUUUACGAAGGGGAUUUACUACAGGGACUUGGAAAGUGAAUUCCUCUUCUGCCUUUACAAUAAGGUUUCCUCAUGUACCAAAAUUUGACACACACGCUUUUCACAGAUUGCCAACUGUGUCAAGUGAGGCCCACCUGCACAGCUAACCCUAUUAAAGAAAACCUCCUGAUAUACAACAUGCUAGUUUCCUAUCAGGCUCCCUGUGGGGCUUUCUCUCACUGCAAGUCAAGCUUUGGCUCUCAAAGCCCUAUGCCUGUUACCACGGAUGCCCGCAGGGCCUGGGCAGUUGCUGUGGUGACAGGCCAGAGCUAAUCUCCAGGGAGCUCAGCCUCUCUAAUGAUGCUGAAGGAGCAAAGACUGAGUCAGAAACACUCUUAAAAGAAAAAGCUUAUCCCUUGCCAAAUGUCAAAGGUUCCUGCCAAAUGAAAGAGCAAGCGAGUGAGCUCAAGAAAGACAAAAAGAGAAACACAGGCAAGAUAAAGAAACGGGUCAUGAAUUUCUGAUUUUCCUGCUUUUCAGCUGGUUCUUAACUGUGGGAACUCCAUAAAAUUGGUCUUUGGUUCUUAGACUCCUAGAAUCUGAAAAAUUUAGAAGUGAUGGGAUCCCAAAAUUUCCCUAGUCCAACUAAUCAAUUCCAAUCUUCAUAUCUCUGACAAGUGGCUGUCAGGCCUCACAACCAAAUCCCUCUUCUAAAGCAUACCUUCUAGGCAGGGAUGGGAGCUCAGCAUCCGCACCAUCUUUGGGCAGCUCUCAUAAUCAGAAAGUUUUCCUUGCUUUAAGUUGAAACCUGCCUCCUGGAAAUUCUUCUUCCUCUUUCCACUCCAUUUGUACCAGCUGUGUUGUCAGAAACCCCACAAUUUCUGCUCCUUCUGCCCUGUGACACCCUUAGAUGAUUUAAGAACAAAAUCAUGACCGUGGGUAUCUGCCCUUUCUCUAAGUCAAAUAGUUCUAGUUCCUCAUAGGAAUUCUUUGUAGGGCCUCCUCCCCUCUUGCCCUUUCCUCCAGCCCAUCUUUCACUCACUGCUUAGUAGUCCAACUGGGAAACAUGAUUUGAAGCAGAAUAAAUCUAAGGGGGCACGACCCUGAAAAAAUUGGGAAAACUGAACUCAGAGGUCCCAUCCUAACCUCACUCUCCUGGGAGUGAAACCUUAGUUUCUAGCAAAGAGCAGCUGUGAAACUACUCCUGGUGGAAGCCACUUAAUUAAAUACCUGAAGAAAAAACAGAAACAAAAACCAAAAACCAUCUGAAGCCAGAAACAAACUAAAUGGAUUAGCUCAUAAUUCUAGCUUGUUUGGACACA
Equus quagga is the source of this 2323-nucleotide messenger RNA. It is a transcript of the gene RAB3B, whose product is annotated as RAB3B, member RAS oncogene family. The coding region runs from base 126 to 785 and encodes 219 amino acids. The transcript has 5 exons. NCBI's taxonomy places the organism in Eukaryota, Metazoa, Chordata, Mammalia, Perissodactyla, Equidae. The record is from RefSeq and is a predicted model, not a curated record. Gene Ontology annotation, molecular function: GTP binding; GTPase activity. Gene Ontology annotation, cellular component: plasma membrane; synaptic vesicle; endosome. Gene Ontology annotation, biological process: regulation of exocytosis; protein secretion; protein localization to plasma membrane.